Messenger RNA from Scomber japonicus (chub mackerel), 2394 nucleotides. RefSeq names its product leucine-rich repeat and fibronectin type-III domain-containing protein 2. Lineage: Eukaryota; Metazoa; Chordata; Actinopteri; Scombriformes; Scombridae. The transcript is spliced from 2 exons. Gene Ontology annotation, molecular function: protein binding. The coding region runs from base 7 to 2367 and encodes 786 amino acids. Gene Ontology annotation, cellular component: postsynaptic density membrane; cell surface. The record is from RefSeq and is a predicted model, not a curated record.
UCUAACAUGGACAAAGUGGUCAUCAGUCUCCUGCUUCUGGGAACCGCAGUUACGAUGGUCCAUGCAUGUCCCAAAUACUGUGUCUGCCAGAACCUGUCAGAGUCUCUGGGGACUCUGUGCCCCUCCAAAGGCCUGCUCUUCGUCCCUCUGGACAUCGACCGGCGAACUGUGGAGCUCCGGCUGGGCGGCAACUUCAUCCUAAAGGUCACCACUCAGGACUUUGCCAACAUGUCAGGUCUGGUGGAUCUCACCUUGUCCCGUAACACCAUAAGCGCCAUCCAGCCUUUCUCUUUCAUUGACCUGGAGACCCUGAGAUCCCUGCACCUCGACAGCAACAGGUUGACCGAACUGGGGCCCGAUGACCUCCGAGGUCUGAUCAACCUUCAGCACCUGAUCCUCAACAACAAUCAGCUGAAUCGGAUCUCUGAAUCAGCCUUCGAUGACCUGUUGCUGACACUGGAGGAUCUGGAUUUGUCGUACAACAACUUGCGCAGUGUGCCUUGGGAUGCCAUCCGCAAGAUGGUCAACCUCCAUCAAAUGAGUCUGGAUCAUAACCUCAUUUCCUCCAUCGCCGAGGGGACUUUUACAGAUCUGGAUAAACUGGCUCGCUUGGACCUCACCUCCAACCGCCUGCAGAAGCUCCCACCAGAUCCCAUCUUUGCACGAUCCCAAAGCAACAUUGUGAUGAGCACGCCGUAUGCUCCUCCGCUGUCUCUAAGCUUCGGUGGAAACCCGUUACACUGCAACUGCGAAGUGCUUUGGCUUCGAAGGCUGGAGCGCGAAGACGAUAUGGAAACCUGCGCUUCCCCCGCAAGUUUGAAGGGGCGCUACUUUUGGUCUGUUCGUGAGGAGGAAUUUGUUUGUGAGCCUCCGCUGAUCACGCAACAUACGCACAAGCUGCUAGUGCUGGAAGGCCAAACAGCUAGCCUGCGCUGCAAAGCAGUUGGUGAUCCGAUGCCGUCGGUGCAUUGGGUUGCUCCUGAUGACCGAUUGAUCAGCAAUUCCUCCAGAGCAACAGUAUAUGAAAAUGGCACCCUGGACAUUACCAUUACAACAUCCAAGGAUUAUGGUACAUUUACUUGCAUAGCUGCCAAUGCUGCUGGGGAGUCCACAGCCUCCAUAGAACUGUCCAUCAUUCAACUCCCCCACCUGAGCAACGGUACAAACCGUACCACACAGUCCAAGUCUGGGCUUUCUGACAUAACUAGCUCUACCAAGAUCAGUAAGGGAGAGACUAAAGCCCUGCCAGAGAAGGCGGUAUCUGUAUCAGAGGUGACCGCUAUCUCAGCUCUGGUCAAGUGGACUGUUAGCAAAGCAACUUCGAAGGUCAAAAUGUAUCAACUUCAGUACAAUUGCUCUGAGGAUGAAGUCCUCAUUUACAGGAUGAUUCCCGUGAAUAACCGAGCCUUCGUAGUCACAAAUCUUGUCCCCGGGAUGCAGUAUGAUUUAUGUGUCUUGGCCAUCUGGGAUGACACCGCCACCACCCUCACUGCCACUAACAUCGUCGGCUGUGUCCAGUUCAUCACCACCGAGGACUACCCGCAGUGCCAGUCUCUCCACAGUGGCUUCCUAGGUGGAACAAUGAUCCUGGUCAUUGGUGGCAUCAUCGUGGCCACGCUGCUGGUAUUUAUCAUCAUCCUCAUGGUGCGCUACAAGGUGACCAGUGGCAUCCAGACUAAUAAAUUACCCACUGUGAGUAAUACGUACUCGCAGACCAAUGGGGGGUUGAACAGGUUCAACGGUGCCCCGCCGCAGGUCAAGUCCACAGUGGUGGUCAUGCGCGAGGAAAUGGUAGAGUUCAAGUGCGGAUCCCUCCAGAGCAGCCUCUCUUCAUCCUCAUCCUCCUCUAAUUCAUUAGACAGCCAAACAGGAAGAGGGACUGGCGACCGAUACAGCAUGCAGGGCAGCGAAUGCAGCACUCUGCCCAGCAGCAAGUUCAGGAGGCACGGCGCCAAAGCACGGCCAAACCUGGACCACCUUUUAGGGGCCUUCACCUCACUGGAGCUGCGAGGGGUAGCGAGGGACCACCAAGGGGCUUCUGGCCCCUCAACCACUCCCAAUACUAUGAUGACAGUGGCUAUGGCACCCCUCUCCGACAAAGAGCCUCUGCUUGGAAGGGCUGAGUCCACCACCAUGCUCGGACGUCUACUAGGGAUGCCCCAGGAGGGUAAGCCCAAGAGGAGCCACUCGUUUGACAUGGGUCAUGUGGGGGCCACGCAGUGUCGCAGCAACUACCCUCGCAGGAUCAGUAAUAUCUGGACUAAGCGCAGUCUGUCUGUUAAUGGCAUGCUGCUGCAGUAUGAUGAAAGCGAGGACGAAAAGCCCCCUUUCGAAAGCGCCGAGUGGGUAAUGGAAAGCACAGUUUGAGUACAAUUAGGUAAACUGUGAGGUACA